ACAGCUAACCUCCUCACUCGCUCACUCGCUCACUCACUCAACCUUACACUACUAUUCCCACCCACUCCGUGCCUCUUUUCCCACCUCUCUAACAAACAUCUGCCCUCACCCUCUCAAACCCUUACUUGUUUGAACAAAUCGACAAGCAAUCAAGAAAGAUGCAAGCCACCACUCCUCAAACCUGCAACCAAUUCCUGGCACGCAAGUCUGCCGCCUCGUAUCCCAAGCGGCACCUUUACACCGGGUUUUCCUGUGGGAUCGCUGAUCCCGACUGGGAAUACAUCGAUAGGGACUACAGAAAUUCAUGCCAUGGAGCGAGUACCGCCUACAAAUUUGCAUCCGAAGAGAAUCCCAUGCAACUUCGAAAUGACACAGGAGGCAUGGACGACGACGAAUUCAAUGAUGAGGGUGAGAGCGUCGAUGUCGUCUAUCCCUACCAGUACAUGAACAAGGCCCCCGCUGUCGCUUCGGAAGAGGAGAUGAGCGAUGUGCCCGAGUACGAAAUGUCCUCUUCUUACGAGGGGUCCGUUAUGGAUGAUGACGCCUUUGACGGAAUGGACCCUGGCGUUAAUAGCGGCUUUGGCACCAGUACUUCUUCUCAUUGUCCCGUCGUCUUUAGACCGGAGAGCGGCGAAGAGGUCAUGGAGCUGGAAAUGGGUAUGCAGAUGGACGAUAUUACCGCCGAUUGCUCGAAGAAGAGGAAACGCUGGACAGACGACGACGACGACAAUGUACAGCAGCUACAGUAUCCUACACAGCCUGAGUUUGCAGGUGCUUCCUGGGGCGGCGGCAUCUUCCAGAACAACGCCAAAAGGGUAAGAGUUAAACACACAUAAAAGGAAUACGAUUAAACUCGCCCGAAUUAAAACAGGGCAUAUUAUUAUCUUUCCCCUUCCUCUCCUCCCCCCCUCUCAGGUAAGUAAUGGAGUGGUUGCGCGGAAUAAUCUCACAUUUCCUUGAAUUCUUUGGGUCCAGGAACUGGUUAACCGGAUAACUGCUGGGAAUAGAAAACCAGUGUUUCUCAAUUCUUACGUCUUCCAGCUCUUGGUUUUUUCGCCCAUUCAGAGGUUUUCUUUUCCUAUUUUUUUUUUUGUUAUAUUUCCUCCCUCCAUUUUUACCAAAAUUUGGUCUUUUUUUUCCUCUUUCUUCCCCCUCCCGUUCUCCUUGACCCCCCCCUCCUCCUCCUCCUCCCUCUCUCCCCAUCCCCCCAUCCCCCGUCCCCUUCCAUAAUCUCUUGUAUUCUUUUUUCUUGCUGUUCCAUCAUCUCCGGUUUUGGGUAUCGGUCUGAGUUUUUUUUUCCACGGAAGGUUUUCUUUAUUUCAUUCAUAAGUCAAGGGGAACGGUUUCUUUCUGGGAAAAUAUCACUGGAACAAAAAAAAAAGGGGGGAAGAAAAGAGGGAAAGGACCAUUUGUACAUUAUUUUGCGAGAUCAUAUUUAAGAAAAUUUACAAAGCGAACGAAUAAGUUAUUGAGCGGUGCGCAAUCAAUCACAUACAUUGUUUGUCUUGAGCGCAGGGUGUCGAAAGGGGCUCUCCCUUUCUGGACGAAGGCCAACCGCCUGAGCAACAUGCACGGAGCAGGCAAACCUGAAGUCCAACCUCAGGCUCCGGCAGUCAGAGCGAUAGAGCGCAAGUGAUAAGGUUCCGUGUCUUACUUUUCCUCCUUCCUUCCUUUCUUCCCUCCUCUCUUUCUCCCUCCUCUCCUGCUUCGGCAAGACACUACAGUGGGAUUGCCCCGGUUAUUUUGCGGACAAUGCGUUCCUACGGUAACAUUGUGCACCACCCUUACCCUCUGCCCUUCCCUCCAUUACAUAUAGUCUACCGUAGUGUGAUAUGGAUAAAUUGUUUACCGUAUGAUACGAGUAUUUCUACAGAUUUCUUUCCUCCACCCGCGGGGAAUUAUGAUGCCGUAUGUCCAUUACCGCUUUUGGCGAUUGUAGUUGGGAAUGACCCUACUGGCUGAAGAGCCGGUGGAUGGUAGGAGGGUUUAUCGGAAAGUAAGCCACUGUGUUUAGUCUAUUGGUUCCGGAGAUUUGUGGUCGGUUGACUGGCUG
Molecule: messenger RNA, 2053 nt
Organism: Tuber aestivum (summer truffle)
Lineage: Eukaryota; Fungi; Ascomycota; Pezizomycetes; Pezizales; Tuberaceae
Source: the annotation of a GenBank genome assembly